GUGAGGAGGAGGAAGGGGGAAGAGCCGAGGCGGCCGGGAAAACAUCAGCGUCGCCUCCGUCUGUUAUAAUCAGUCCGCUGAUUUCAAACGGUCGUCGAUAAAGUUUGUUCAGGGUGGGACAGUGGAAAGCCCGGACAGACCGGUGGUUUGAAUCCCAGCCGCUGCAGACCGAGAGGGGGGGAAAAAAAAGGAGCGCUCGAACUUCCUGCUUCACUACAGGAUGUCCGUCACCCCGCGACGUGUCCGCCUGAAGCCGUGGCUGAUCGCCCAGGUGGACAGCGGCCGCUACCCGGAUCUGGUGUGGAUGGACCGGGAGGCCAUGCGCUUCAGGAUCCCGUGGAAACAUGCCACCCGACACACACCUCAGCACGAAGACGAGGACACCAUAUUCAAGGCGUGGGCUGUGGAAACCGGGAAGUUCCAGGAGGGAGUUGACGAACCAGAUCCUGCAAAGUGGAAAGCCCAGCUCAGAUGCGCCUUGAAUAAAAGCAGAGAAUUCAACCUUGUGUACGACGGCACCAAAGAGGUCCCCAUGAAUCCCUUGAAGAUAUAUGAUGUCUGCGACAUCCCACAGUCCCACACUAGCCAAGCCUCUUCAGAGGAUCCUUGGACGCCGUCUGGUGACGAUCUUGGUGAGGAAGACAUUCCAAGCACACCUGGAUCUCUCCCUCCAUACCCAUCCAAUGGUACGAGUCCUUCUCCUAACAUCAUGUGGUCCCCGAUGAGCUCCGACUCCCCCAUGCAGCCACCCAGCUGCCCGCCUCCCAGUGAGGUCUGGCCCAAAGAGGAGCCGGUAGAUGUGGAGAUGCAGCCGACAGCCCUGGCGGCCCUGCCCCCCGCUCCUCUGCCAGACGCCUCGGUGCAGCCGCCGCCUCUCACAGAAAACUUCUUUGUUUCUCCGGAAACGUGGAUCACCUCUCUCCCAAUGACAGACCUGGAGGUGCAGUUCCUCUACCGGGGGAAGGACAUGUGUCCCAUCGUGAAUGUCAGCAACCCGCACGGCUGCAGGCUGUUCUACGGAGACCUGGGGCCCAUGAUCAACCAGGAGGAGCUGUUCGGGCCGGUCAACCUGGAGCAGCUGCGCUUCCCCACAACGGAGCACAUCACCAACGACAAGCAGAGGGUCUUCACCAACCGCCUGCUGGACGUGAUGGACAGAGGCCUGAUUCUGGAGGUCAACGGCCACGAUAUCUACGCCGUGCGACUGUGCCAGUGUAAGGUGUACUGGUCCGGCCCCUGUGCGCCGAACCCGGCCGCGCCAAACCUCAUAGAGCGGCAGAGGAAGGUCAAACUCUUCUGUCUGGAGUCUUUUCUCAGUGGUGUGAUCGCCCAUCAGCGUGGCCAGACUCCAGCCCCGCCUCAGUUUGAAAUCAGCCUCUGCUUUGGGGAGGAGUGGCCUGAUGGGAAACCCAGAGAGAGGAAGCUCAUCAUGGUUCAGGUCGUCCCAGUGGUGGCUCGAAUGAUAAGCGAGAUGUUCUCCGGAGACAACACACGAUCGUUUGACAGCGGCAGCGUCCGCCUGCAGAUUUCUAUCCCAGACAUCAAGGACAACAUCGUGUCCCACCUGAAGCAGGUGUACUGCCUGCUGCAGCAGGGCCAGGACAGCUGGGUGUUGCCCCCCGGCCAGGCCCUGAACACCGUUCACCAGACUCAAUGAAGCAGCGAACACUGAACUCUGAUCGAUAUUUCCUACUGCUACUGAGAGUUACCUCCUGUAAACGGUAAUCUGUGUAGUCGUUAUGUACGAGUGCGCACAAUAUGUAGUCCAGGAUUCACCUGUUUUCUUAGUUUCUCUUAUACACGUAUGCUGACAAGUCUUCUUUAUACACAUGGGAGUUUGGCCCUGAAAACUGAGCUAAUCUGCAUUAGGAACUGUAAACGAACACCGUGCUCACACGGACCAAAGUCCUCCCUGCCUCAGGGGAACAUUUAACUUGGUUAAUGAGUUACAGAUAUCGCUCGUUGCAUUAUUUAUCCACUACAGGUCCACAGAUGACCAGACUUUGUCAUCAUGAAAUGAGGCAAAAAAAAAAACCCAACAGAAAGAUUUUUAUUGUUUGAACUUUAAUGUUUUGAAGUGUUUUAGUUAAUUGGUUUGUAUAUUU
Messenger RNA from Salarias fasciatus (jewelled blenny), 2105 nucleotides. RefSeq names its product interferon regulatory factor 6 (gene irf6). NCBI's taxonomy places the organism in Eukaryota, Metazoa, Chordata, Actinopteri, Blenniiformes, Blenniidae. The transcript is spliced from 8 exons. The record is from RefSeq and is a predicted model, not a curated record. Gene Ontology annotation, biological process: regulation of transcription by RNA polymerase II; immune system process. Gene Ontology annotation, molecular function: protein binding; DNA-binding transcription factor activity, RNA polymerase II-specific; RNA polymerase II cis-regulatory region sequence-specific DNA binding. Gene Ontology annotation, cellular component: nucleus. The coding region runs from base 221 to 1657 and encodes 478 amino acids.